Anolis sagrei ordinatus is the source of this 1872-nucleotide messenger RNA. Its product is annotated as zinc finger protein 24-like. The record is from RefSeq and is a predicted model, not a curated record. NCBI's taxonomy places the organism in Eukaryota, Metazoa, Chordata, Lepidosauria, Squamata, Anolidae.
GAGAGGCUACAGAAGGGCUCCAGGGAGGUCCCCAACAUGCGGCUGGACUUUCCCUUUUCCGCCCAAGAAAACUGUGCUUUUUGAAGGUUGCAUGUCCUUUUCCUCCAGCAAAAGAAGUGAAGCUGCAAAGGGCCCUGAGAGGGUUUUCUUCAGUGAGAGAGUGGAGGCAAACAAGAUGGCGGCCCAGCAGAACAAAAUGGCGGACCCUGGCCUUCUGUUGCAAGCUCAAGUGAAAAUGGAGGCUCAGUGCCAAGGGGAUGGCGCUGCCGUAGAAGGUGAUGGAAAAUCCCCCUUCGUAAUCCAAUCAGGAACCGCAGAUUUGCUCUCCAAAGUGAAGCAGGAGCUGCCCGAGGAGCCGUUGCAGGGCUGGGAUGGUCAGUGGCCCAGAGUGUUGGAGUUGUUGCCACCUCCUGUGACCGCCACGGAGUGGGAUGGCCUCCAGUUGCCUCAUGCGGGUCAAGGGACCAACACUGAGGCCUACUUGGCUGCUUUCGAGCGGAUGGCAGACACCACACAGCGCCCAAGAGAAGAGUGGGUGGCGCGGCUCAUGCCCGUCCUCGGCGGUCAAGCCCGGCAGGCCUAUUUUGGCCCAGAGGCCAAGGACAAGGAGGACCACGGCAAGGUCAAGGUGGCCGUUCUGCGUCUGGAUGACUCUCUCACCACUGAGUCGCACCGCCAAGGCUUCCGGCACUUCUCCUACCAGGCGGCUAAGGGGCCAAGGGGAACGUGCCGGCAGCUGCAGGAACUUUGCCGGCGGUGGUUGCAGCCGGAGAGCCAGACCAAGGAGCAGAUCCUGGACUUGCUCAUCCUGGAGCAGUUCCUUUUCAUCCUGCCACAGGACAUGCAAGACUGGAUCCGGGAACGCGGCCCUGAGACCUGCGACCGGGCUGUGGUCCUGGCGGAAGAGUUCCUGCAGCGGCAGCAGGAGGCGGAGAGGUGGGCCCAGCAGGUAAUUGUGCCAAUUGAGAUGGUGAUUGUCAAUUCUCCCACUGUAGAUCAGCCUCUGUCUGAGGCAGCACAGCGACAUCCACGCAGAGAAGCCAAACAAGCUGAAAAUGAAGGUAUCAGUUUGCAAGAAGAGAACUUUGUGACCAGAAAUGGGACCAAGGAUCUGCUCCAGGGAGAAGCUGAGCUGGAAGAGCAAGGAAGGAGACUUCAGGGAGGAUUCGGAGAGGCUUUUUUCCCAAGGGGUGAUCCGAAAAGAUCGCACAUGAGUGAGCACGGAUUGGGAAGGCAGCCAAAGGGUUGCCUGUCUGUGAGGAUGAUCCAGGACAGAGGCCUUGGAGAGGCCCUGUCUAACCCAGAAACAAAGCGGCACCUUUGCAAAGAGUGUGGGAAGCGAUUCCGGAAGAAGUGGGACUUGAUCCGUCACGAAAGGAUCCACACGGGCGAGAAGCCAUACCAGUGCCCAGAAUGUGGGAACAGCUUCAACCGGAACACAACCCUCACAAAGCACCUCCUCAUCCACUCUGGGGAGAAGCCGCACCAAUGCGCCUAUUGCGGGAAGAGGUUCACGCGGCGCUCACAUGUCACCAACCACCAGAGGCGCCAUUCAUGCCAAGGAAGGUCUUGACAAAGUACCGAUGGCUGCGAAUGGAUGGAGAGCAUGAAAGCCUUGCAGUCGCCUGUUUGUGCUGCAAGGUUUGGAGUAGAAGCUAAGCUGUUGCAGAGUGUGAUGGUAGCUAUGAGAAAUAUGCAUUGCUCGUCUGAUCGAUUCUGGUGAAAUGUGCCAGAAGACAAGCAACUUUCAGGAACACCCACCCUGAUCAAGUCAGAGAUCUCUGCCUGCUUCUAUCAUUUGGUGAAAGCCAAGGAAACGAAGGGAGUAUCAGAGAUAGGAAUGUCACCCAACUUUGCCUGAUGCAGAAUGAU